UUGAGUACAAAUGUAUUUUUUCAGGAGAAAUCGGACUCUUCAGAUGCAGGGAAAGAGUCCUCCUCGGAUGCAGGUGCUGAUGGACAAGAUGCAUCCUCCUCUUUAUCAUCCCAAGCUAAGGAUUCUGUUCCAGGUUAUGAAGAGAAAGUGCAAACAGACCGGACCAAUAGAUUUGAAUAUCUGUUGAAGCAAACAGAGUUGUUUGCUCAUUUCAUCCAACCGGCUGCUCAGAAGACCCCAACUUCCCCUCUGAAGAUGAAACCAGGACGUCCUCGCAUCAAAAAAGAUGAAAAACAGAACCUGCUGUCUGCUGGAGACAACCGGCAUCGUCGCACCGAGCAAGAGGAGGAUGAAGAACUCCUCAACGAGAGUACAAAGACCACUAACGUGUGCACUCGCUUUGAUGAUUCUCCAUCCUAUGUGAAAACAGGAAAAAUGAGGGACUACCAGGUCCGUGGUCUGAACUGGCUUAUUUCCUUGUAUGAGAAUGGAAUCAACGGCAUCCUUGCAGAUGAGAUGGGCCUGGGAAAGACUCUCCAAACCAUUGCUCUGCUGGGUUACAUGAAGCACUACAGAAAUAUCCCCGGUCCCCACAUGGUGCUAGUACCAAAGUCCACUCUUUACAAUUGGAUGAAUGAGUUCAAACGAUGGGUGCCCUCUCUCCGUGCCGUUUGCCUCAUUGGGGACAGAGAAGAGCGGACUGCUCUGAUCCGAGACGUGCUGCUGCCUGGAGAGUGGGACGUCUGCGUCACCUCCUACGAAAUGCUCAUCAUUGAGAAGGCCGUUUUCAAGAAGUUCAACUGGAGAUACCUGGUCAUUGACGAGGCUCACAGGAUCAAGAACGAAAAGUCAAAGCUCUCUGAGAUUGUGCGUGAGUUUAAAACCACAAAUCGACUGCUUCUGACGGGUACGCCUCUUCAGAACAAUCUCCAUGAGCUUUGGGCUCUGCUUAACUUCCUUCUGCCAGAUGUCUUCAAUUCAGCAGAGGAUUUUGAUUCUUGGUUUGACACAAACAACUGCCUGGGCGACCAGAAACUAGUUGAACGUCUUCACACGGUGCUGCGCCCAUUUUUGCUUCGUCGUAUCAAAGCUGAUGUGGAGAAGACUCUGCUGCCCAAAAAAGAGAUCAAGAUAUAUGUAGGCCUGAGCAAGAUGCAACGGGAGUGGUACACAAAGAUCCUGAUGAAGGACAUUGAUAUCCUGAACUCAGCAGGCAAAAUGGACAAGAUGCGUCUGCUGAACGUUCUCAUGCAGUUGAGGAAAUGCUGCAACCACCCAUACCUGUUUGACGGGGCUGAGCCAGGCCCGCCGUACACCACCGACCUCCAUCUGGUGGUGAACAGUGGCAAGAUGGCAGUCCUGGACAAGCUGCUGCCUAAAAUGAAGGAGCAGGGUUCCCGUGUGCUCAUCUUCAGUCAGAUGACCAGGAUGCUGGACAUCUUGGAGGACUACUGCAUGUGGAAGAACUACGAGUAUUGUCGGCUGGAUGGGCAGACGCCACACGAAGAGAGACAGAUCUCCAUCAAUGCAUACAAUGAACCCAACAGCUCCAAGUUUAUCUUCAUGUUGAGCACCAGGGCCGGUGGCCUGGGUAUUAACCUGGCCACAGCCGAUGUGGUCAUCCUCUACGACUCCGACUGGAACCCUCAAGUUGACCUGCAGGCUAUGGACCGAGCUCACAGGAUUGGUCAGCAGAAGCAGGUGCGGGUUUACCGUUUCAUUGUUGAAAACACGGUGGAGGAGAGAAUUGUGGAGAGGGCUGAGAUGAAACUGCGCCUGGACUCCAUUGUCAUUCAGCAAGGAAGACUGGUUGAUCCAAGUGCAAACAAGCUGGGCAAAGAUGAGAUGCUGUCCAUCAUCCGCCACGGCGCCACUCACGUGUUUGCCUCCAAAGAGAGCGAGAUCACAGACGACGACAUUGAUGCCAUUCUGGAACGUGGUGAAAGGAAGACUAUGGAGAUGAAGGAGAAGCUUUCUUCUCUGGGUGAAAGCACUCUAAGGAACUUCACCAUGGACACAGAGAACAGCAGUGUGUACACAUUUGAGGGAGAGGACUACAGAGAGAAGAAGAAGGUCAUUACAAACUGGAUCGAGCCACCAAAAAGAGAGCGCAAAGCCAAUUAUGCUGUGGAUGCCUACUUCAGAGAAGCUCUAAGAGUCAGCGAGCCCAAAGCGCCAAAGGCUCCUCGUCCCCCGAAGCAACCAAAUGUCCAAGACUUUCAGUUCUUCCCUCCACGUCUUUUUGAACUUCUAGAAAAGGAAAUUCUCUUCUACAGAAAGACCAUAGGCUACAAGGUUCCCCGCAACCCAGACCUGCCCAACUCAGCGCAGGUUCAGAAAGAGGAGCAGGCAAAGAUCGAUGAGGCUGAGGCUCUCACAGAGGAGGAGCUCGAGGAGAAGGAGAAUCUUCUGCAGCAGGGAUUCACAAUUUGGAACAAACGGGACUUUAACCAGUUUAUCAAAGCCAAUGAAAAGUGGGGAAGAGACGAUAUUGAGAACAUCGCCAGAGAAGUAGAAGGGAAAACUCCUGAGGAGGUCAUAGAAUAUUCAGCUGUUUUCUGGGAGCGUUGCAAUGAGUUGCAGGACAUUGAAAAGAUCAUGGCCCAGAUAGAGAGAGGAGAAGCCCGGAUUCAGAGAAGGAUCAGCAUCAAGAAAGCCUUGGACUCAAAGAUCGGCCGCUAUAAGGCUCCCUUCCAUCAACUCAGAAUCUCUUACGGCACUAACAAAGGCAAGAACUAUACAGAGGAGGAGGACCGCUUCCUCAUCUGCAUGCUCCACAAGCUGGGCUUCGACAAAGAGAGCGUCUACGAUGAGCUCCGGCAGUGCAUCCGCAACUCACCUCAGUUCCGCUUUGACUGGUUCCUCAAAUCCCGGACUGCCAUGGAACUGCAGAGACGAUGUAACACUCUGAUCACACUGAUUGAGAGGGAGAACAUGGAGCUGGAGGAGAGAGAAAAGGCUGAGAAGAAGAAGCGGGGACCAAAGUCUGGCUCUGCACAGAAGCGAAAGGCAGAGGGGACCCCGGACGGACGAGGACGCAGAAAAAAGCUAAAGUUGUGA
Messenger RNA from Menidia menidia (Atlantic silverside), 3060 nucleotides. Lineage: Eukaryota; Metazoa; Chordata; Actinopteri; Atheriniformes; Atherinopsidae. The record is from the annotation of a GenBank genome assembly.